Molecule: messenger RNA, 4222 nt
Organism: Nyctereutes procyonoides (raccoon dog)
Lineage: Eukaryota; Metazoa; Chordata; Mammalia; Carnivora; Canidae
Gene: RPH3A
Product: rabphilin 3A
Biological process (GO): intracellular protein transport
Cellular component (GO): membrane
Molecular function (GO): small GTPase binding
Source: RefSeq, a predicted model, not a curated record
ACCUCUACUGAGCUUUCAAACCAAGUCAUCGGGAGUUAGUAUCUUCCCACCCCAGCAGGGAAGGGAGGAGUUGGCUCACCCAUUCCCUCUGCAAUCCUCUGGUGUGGAGGAGCACUGAAUUUCAGCCAUGACUGACACUGUAUUUAGCAACAACUCUAACCGUUGGAUGUGUCCCAGUGACCGACCUCUUCAGUCAAAUGAUAAAGAACAGCUCCAGGCAGGCUGGUCUGUCCAUCCCAGCAGUCAGCCCGACAGACAGAGGAAACAGGAAGAGCUGACAGAUGAGGAGAAGGAAAUCAUCAACAGAGUGAUUGCUCGAGCUGAGAAAAUGGAAGAGAUGGAGCAGGAGCGAAUUGGGCGCCUGGUGGACCGUCUGGAGAACAUGAGGAAGAACGUGGCCGGGGAUGGGGUAAACCGCUGCAUCCUAUGUGGAGAACAGCUGGGGAUGCUGGGCUCUGCCUGUGUGGUGUGUGAGGACUGUAAGAAGAAUGUCUGCACUAAGUGUGGCGUGGAGACCUCCAAUAACCGCCCACAUCCCGUGUGGCUCUGCAAAAUCUGCAUUGAGCAGAGAGAGGUGUGGAAGCGUUCUGGAGCAUGGUUCUUCAAGGGUUUCCCCAAACAGGUCCUCCCACAGCCUAUGCCUAUAAGGAAGGCCAAACCCCAGCAGCCCGCCAGUGAGCCUGCUGCUCCUGAGCAGGUCACGCCUGAGCCCAAGCAUGCCACCCGGGCUCCAACCCGAGGUCCUGAACUGGCCGCUGCUCCCGGGCGAGGAAGCUAUGGGCCUCCUGUGCGCAGGGCCUCCGAGGCACGAAUGAGCUCAGCCAGCCGGGACUCAGAGAGCUGGGACCAUGGCCACGGUGGAGCUGCGGGUGACUCCAGCCGGAACCUGGCAGGUUUGCGACGGGCCAACUCUGUGCAGGCCUCCAGACCUGCGCCUGCCUCCAUGCAGAGCCCAGCACCUCCUCAGCCCGGGCAACCAGGGUCUCCAGGAGGCAACAAACCCAGCCCAGGGCCAGCGGGACGCUUUCCAGAUCAGAGACCAGAGGUAGCUCCUGGAGACCCUGGCUAUGCCGGGGCCACUGCCCCGCUCCGGGAGGAGAGAACAGGGGGAGUUGGGGGCUACUCAGCACCUGGAGCCAGGGAGGACCGAGCAGGCCCCCCACUGGGCCCUUAUUCCCAAGCAUCUGCUGCUGCUCCCCAGCCUGCCGUGGCCCCUGCCCGCCAGCCCCCACCCCCAGAGGAGGAGGAUGACGAAGCCAACAGCUACGAUUCGGAUGAAGCAACCACCCUGGGUGCCCUGGAGUUCAGUCUUCUCUACGACCAGGACAACAGCUCCCUGAACUGCACCAUCAUAAAAGCCAAGGGACUGAAGCCCAUGGACUCCAAUGGCUUGGCUGAUCCCUACGUUAAGCUGCAUCUCCUGCCAGGAGCUAGCAAGUCCAACAAGCUUCGUACAAAAACCCUGCGGAACACCCGGAACCCUGUCUGGAAUGAGACCCUUGUCUAUCAUGGCAUCACAGAUGAGGACAUGCAGAGGAAGACCCUCAGGAUCUCUGUCUGUGAUGAAGACAAAUUUGGCCAUAACGAGUUUAUCGGUGAGACCAGAUUUUCACUCAAGAAACUGAAGCCCAACCAGAAAAAGAACUUCAAUAUCUGUCUGGAGCGAGUGAUCCCAAUGAAGCGUGCUGGAACCACGGCAGCCCGAGGCAUGGCCCUUUAUGAGGAGGAGCAGGUGGAGCGUAUUGGUGACAUAGAGGAACGCGGCAAGAUCCUGGUGUCCCUUAUGUACAGCACACAGCAGGGAGGCCUCAUCGUGGGCAUUAUACGCUGUGUGCACCUGGCCGCCAUGGACGCCAAUGGCUAUUCAGAUCCGUUCGUCAAGCUCUGGCUGAAACCAGACAUGGGAAAGAAAGCCAAACAUAAGACCCAAAUAAAGAAGAAAACCUUGAAUCCUGAAUUUAAUGAGGAGUUUUUCUAUGACAUCAAACAUAGUGACCUGGCGAAAAAGUCCCUGGACAUCUCGGUCUGGGACUAUGACAUCGGCAAAUCCAAUGAUUACAUCGGAGGCUGCCAGCUGGGGAUCUCAGCCAAGGGAGAACGCUUAAAACACUGGUACGAGUGUCUGAAAAACAAGGACAAGAAGAUUGAGCGCUGGCACCAGCUACAGAACGAGAACCAUGUGUCAAGUGAUUAGGAUGGGCCCCCAGGUCCCCAGCUCCAUGCCCUACCCUUGUCCCAGGUUACCCGCCAGCCUGACCCAGCUGCCCUUCACACUCUGGUCUCUUUUCUCUUUGCCUCCCCCACCCUCUCCCUCCCUGUGCCUGCCUUUGAGGUGCCCCCUGACCUUGGGCACUGCUGCCAAAGACCUUUCUCCACUGUCUGUGAUGCUGUGGCGUGGGCCCUGAAUGCAGCCCCUCUCUGGUCCCUCUAGGAUGGAGCAGUAGGGAGAGGGAUGCAGAGAUUUUCACAAGAGGUUGGAAUUUAACAACCUCUCUGUCUGGGUAAACUGCAAAGGUUCUUUCUUCAUCAUUUAGGACUGUUUUUAGACCCUCCUGGCCUUGAACACACAGACACACACACACACACACACACACACAAACUUGCAUUUCCUGUGUCAUAUCUGUGUAUAUCCUCAGCUGUCAGCAGACCGGAACAAGGCUGUGAGGGCCAGCAACAGGGCAGAAAUACAGCAUCCAGGCCCCCACUGCCCCUCCACACCAUACCCCCUGAUUGCCAGGAAAACAGACCACCAUGUUUAAACUCCCUGGUGACUAGGAACACACCCUCCUGGCUUCAAAUGCAUUCAGGAUGCCACCUAUUUGCUUCCUAGCAAAACCCAACACCCUUUCUCUAGCACCCACCUUGUCCCUCGUCCCUCCUUCCUCCUCCUUAACCCUACACCCCGCCAAACACUCUUUCUCAGCUCCUCACACUCCUCUCUCCCUGUCCAUCCCCCCCUUUCUCCUUUCCCUCUUUCUAAGAGGACAAAACAGCAACAGCAAAAAAUACGUUAACCUAGCGUCACGCCCUCACCAGCUUGGCCAGCAAACUUGAACUGGCACAACCCUGACUUCCAGUUAGGCCCACACUUCUUAGAACCGCCCACUUCUCUUGUUGGCAGAGCCAGGUGUCCUGGGGCUGGGCCAGCUGCUGGUGCUGCCCCAGGCACAUGGCAGCCUCCUGUGAGCUGCAUAGACACCUCAUAGAUGACAUCCUCAGCCCCUGGGCUCCCCGAGUAGGUGCAAACAGUAUUUAGAAACCAGAGCUCUGGGUUGGGGGGGGGGCUCUCCAAUGCCCCCAGCCUUUCCCCUCCCUCUGCUCUUAGUUAAAUGAGCUGCACACUAUCCGCAUCCCUGGCACUCUUCAACUCUGCUUCUCUGACUCUCUGGAGUCCUGUCUCUCACUUAGAAUCGCCUUGAAUCUCUCUUGUCUGUGGCUCUGGCCCAGUUUCUCUCUUGCACCCUCUUCACCAAGUUUGUCUGGAAAAUAAAAUACCAUCAUAAAUCUGAAGCUUCAGAAACUGACAGAUCCUGAUGCCAAAGGCCACUGUUCCAUCAGGAACCAUUCAUCUUUCUUCCUAAAAAAUUAAAAAAUAAUAAUACAAAGGAGGAAAAGGCUGAGCACGAAUGUUAUAAAUGUGAGGCUGGGGUCAGGUAAUCUGCACUGCCCCAUGAGAAAGCCUUGUCUUUUCCCAGUUUCCAUCAUCUUCCCUCGUGAAAAUCACCUCCCUCCGUUUGACAACCCACCCUUGUCUAUAGACGGCAUCAGAUGGACACUAAAGCUCUUCACUUUCUCCAGAUGCACCUUUUAACCUCUCCCAUUUGAUGUCUCCUCCCUCAGCUCCCUGCACAAUUCAUCAGAAGGCUCUGAUUUCUUGCCUUGAAUAACCACCUUCUAAACACCAAGCUCUUCUCCUUCCCCAAGAUGGCCAGUGGCUUCCUGACUGCCCUCUUGCCCCCUGACCAUGUCCCUCCGUCAGUCCCCGUGGCGCCCACUCUCAGCCCACCUCCUUCCCACGGUUUGCCCCUAGGAGAAAGCAUGCUGGCUGCGUUGCUCAAGCCUGACGCUGGUAUUGGCGCUGGAAUCAGCAUGCAGCAAGCUCACAGUGUCCUCUGACAAAUGUAACCACUUCCCUGCCUAGAAUCCACACAUGCUCUCCAGUGCAUGCAAAACCACCCACAGCCUUUCUUUGUGAUGAUGUAGCCAAAAAAUAAAGUAGGAA